Molecule: messenger RNA, 1637 nt
Organism: Scheffersomyces coipomensis
Lineage: Eukaryota; Fungi; Ascomycota; Pichiomycetes; Serinales; Debaryomycetaceae
Exons: 1
Coding region: 1-1623 (540 amino acids)
Biological process (GO): regulation of transcription by RNA polymerase II
Cellular component (GO): chromatin
Molecular function (GO): DNA-binding transcription factor activity, RNA polymerase II-specific; RNA polymerase II cis-regulatory region sequence-specific DNA binding
Source: RefSeq, a predicted model, not a curated record
AUGGACCCAGAUCAGCCACAGUUUGGUCGCUCAUACAAUAAUAAUACAACAAGGAAUAGUAAUAGUCGUAGAACCAAUACUAAUCCUAUAGAUACCAAUAAACAACAACAACAACCACAACAACAACACUUUCAUGAACCAUUACCUUCUCAACCACAAGCUCCACAAUUACAAUCGCAAACAUAUCCUCCACCUAAUCGACCAAACUUAACUACGUCAAAUCGAUUUAAUAAUAUGUUUUCACCUCAACCUAGGCCCACGAGCCCAUUCAGUCAUAAUUCCCCAUCUUCAACAACACCAAAUAAUCCAUCAAAUCCAUCCAAUACCAAUACCAACAAUCCUAAUAAAAGAUCAAGCGCUGCUUCUUCACCAAAUUCAAAUAUAAAUUUCUUAUUACCUACUCAAAGACAUACUCCAAGUUCAAUUGAACAAAAUGUAAGUUAUACAAGAAGUUUUAAUUCUCCAAGAGGUACUUCAAAUACAACUUCGACAAAUAUAAGAAGAGAUAGUCUUAAUAUUCCCACACCACCCUUAUUAUCUGUUAGUACACCACCAUCCCAAAUUUCACAGCAUCAUCAACAGCAACAACAACAACAACAACCCCAAGAAUCUCAACAACCACCUUCAUUGAAAUCAUAUCGAAAACCAUCUCAAGUACAUGUAGACCAAGUUCAAACUGAUGAUGAAGAUGCAAGAUUCUUAAGACUUGCCAGAGAAGCUUUAGUUGCCACUGCAGCGGGAGCAAAUCCAAAUGGAUCAGCCUUAGUUGAUCCAACCAUUCAAGAUUUAUUAACAAGAUUACAAUAUGCUGCCUCACCUCAUGGAAACCCUAUUGGAAGAGGGAGUGAUAUUACAACUAAUCAAAAGGGUCAAUUAAAUAUUCAAGGAUUUUAUGAACAAUUUCCAAAUUUAAGUAAUGAUAUAUUUCAAGGUGAUCAUGAUCAUCCAGAAUCAUCAAGUUCCCAUUCACAAUCUCAAUCAAAACCAAAUUUGACUAUUCCAAAUCGUUCAAAUCAUCCUAGUUCAAAUAAUGAUGGUUGGAAUUUCUUAAUUGGUGAACCAUUAACUUAUAAAGUUGCUGGAGUUCGAUAUAAUAAAGAUAGUCCAGAUUUAUCUGCUUCAUCAUCUACAAACACCAAUAUUACUCCAACUACAGCGGAUAGUAGUGGAAGUGGAGCUAGAUCGCAUUCCGUUCAUGGAUUAGCUUCUAGUUUACAUGAUAGUUUAACUUCAAAUCGAUCCUUAUCAAUUGGUAGUGCCAGCACUAUUCGAAAACAAUCUUUAGCUGAAUCAGGUAAUGAAACAGUUCGGAAAUUUUUAUGUGAGAAAUGUUCAAUGUCAUUUAGAAGAUCAUCUGAUUUAAAAAGACAUGAAAAGCAACAUUUAACUAUCCCACCUAAUAUUUGUGAAUUAUGUGGUAAAGGAUUCGCUAGAAAAGAUGCUUUAAAAAGACAUAUGGGUACAUUAACUUGUAAACGUAAUGCCGAUAAAAAAUUAUAUAUUGAUAAUUUGAAUUAUUUACGAGAUCCAAAGAAUUCCACCCCAAAUGGUGGUGAUGAUGAUGAUGAUAAUGAUCAUAGUUCAAGAGGUGGUAAUAGUGGAUUUGAUGUAAGUACGUUUUAAAAAUAAGAUCCAUC